AUGGACCCGUCCACGGCCAAGGCGACCGCGCCGCCCAAUAAUGCGGACCACGUCCUCCUCAUCCCGCCCGACCACCAGCCGCCAACGCCGCCAACGCCGCACCCGAGCAAUAACCAGCAGCCGAACCCACCGCCGGCGGAGACACCCAAACUCUCGCAGAACCCCGAGAAGCAUCCGACCUCCAGCCCCUCGCGCCCGCCGCUGCCCCCCGCGGCGCUCCUCCGCCGCCGCUCCUCCAUCGCCAAGCCCAAGUCGCGCUUCGUGGAGCCGCCCACCCCGACGCACCCGGACUCCGCCCACCCUUCCCCAGUCCACUCCGCCGCCGGCGGCUCGCUGACCGCCACCCCGACCCAUCGCGCCGCCGCGGGCAUCUCCACCCCGCACACCCCCGCCGAGGCCGACGACGACGAGGACCUCUUCCGCAACAAGGACGACUCCCGCGCCGGCCUCCGCGGCGCGCUGCCGCCGCCGGGCCCGCCUCGGCCUCGAGCUCUGCGUGCUUGUCCUCUUCCUCGGCCUGCUCGUCGUCAGCCUCGUCGUGCCGACCCUGCAGGGCCGCGUCUUUGGCUCGUCACGCUGCUCGUCUUCGUCGUCGAGCGCAACUUCCUGCUGCGCACCAAGGUGCUCUACUUCGUCUUCGGGCUCAAGAAGAGCUUCCAGGUCUGCCUCUGGCUCGCGCUCGUGCUCAUCGCCUGGUCCCAGCUCUUCGACAGCGACGUCGGCCGCUCCCAUAAGACCGCCAGGAUCCUCAACUACGUCUCCAGGUUCCUCGCCUCCAUGCUCAUCGGCUCCGUCAUCUGGCUCGUCAAGACCUUCCUCAUGAAGCUGGUCGCGUCCACGUUCCACCGGAAGACCUUCUUCGAUCGGAUCCAAGAGAGCGUGUUCCAUCAGUACGUGCUGCAGACGCUGUCGGGCCUGCCGUUGAUGGAGCUGGCGGAGAAUGUGGGGCGGGAGGGUAGUGGCCUUGGGCGGGUCAGCAUCAGCAGGUCCAAGGACAAGGAGGAGAAAGGCGUGCCGGAGGUGAUCGAUGUUGUCAAGCUCUUGAAGAUGAGUCAGGAGAAGGUCUCAGCAUGGACGAUGAGAGGUCUCAUCACAGCAAUCCGAAGCUCUAGGCUGUCAACCAUUUCUAAUACCAUCGAGAGCUUUGAUGAUGUAGAUGGCAUGGAACAGAAGGAUAAAGAGAUAAAUAGUGAAUGGGAGGCCAAGGUCGCAGCAUAUGCCAUAUUCAAGAAUGUCGCAAGGCCUGGCUAUAAGCACAUUGAGGAGGUGGAUCUGCUGAGAUUUUUCACCAAGGAGGAGGUGGACCUGGUGAUUCCAAUGUUUGAGGGAGCAUCAGAGACCGGAAAGAUAAAAAAGUCUGCUCUAAAGAAUUGGGUGGUGAAAGCAUACCUCGAUCGCAAAUCACUAGCACAUUCUCUGAAUGACACAAAGACCGCGGUUAUGCAACUUCACAACCUCAUCAGUGUUAUAGUCAUCAUUAUAAUCAUCAUCGUUACGCUACUGUUGAUGGGCAUCGCGACAACCAAGAUCCUUGUUGUCAUCUCGUCCCAGCUUCUGGUUGUGGUAUUCAUAUUUGGGAAUGCAUGCAAGACUGUAUUUGAGGCCCUUAUAUUUGUAUUCAUCAUGCAUCCAUUUGAUGUUGGUGACCGCUGUGUUAUCGACGGAACACAGAUGACUGUCGAGGAAAUGAAUAUAUUAACCACUGUUUUGUUGAAGAAUGACAACGAAAAGAUAUAUUAUCCGAAUUCUGUGUUGUCCACAAAGCCAAUCAGCAACUUUUACCGAAGCCCUAACAUGUAUGACACGAUUGAUUUUGCAAUUGAUGUUUCAACUUCAGUUGAGAGCAUUGGAGCAUUAAGGUCCAAAAUUAAAGGGUACUUGGAGAGCAAACCAACACAUUGGCACCCUGUCCACACAGUAAACCUGAAGGACAUCUUGGAUGUGAACAAGAUCAACAUGUCUCUCUCUGUCCAGCACACCAUGAACUUUCAAAACAUCCGGGAGAAGAACAUCAGGAGGUCUGAGCUCGUUAUGGAGUUGAAGAAAAUAUUUGAGGAGAUGUCCAUCCGGUACCACCUUCUACCCCAGAAAGUUGAACUCACCUAUGUCAGUCCGAACCCAUUGCCCAUGGCUGUUUCUCAUACAAUAUAG
Molecule: messenger RNA, 2151 nt
Organism: Miscanthus lutarioriparius
Lineage: Eukaryota; Viridiplantae; Streptophyta; Magnoliopsida; Poales; Poaceae
Source: the annotation of a GenBank genome assembly